ACUGAGGCAGCUUGUAAAAGACCUUCAGACCGAGCAGGCUGGCUCCAGGAAACACAGAAGCUAUACAAGACACACCAAAAAAAAAAAAAAAAAAAAAGAAGAAUCGCUUUGUGUUUCCACAGCUGAAUGCGACUUUUAAGGAAGUGAAAGAACUAAAGGGCUUCCCAUCGUCGCCAAUUAUUCAAAGAGGUACAAGGCAGGACGCUUAGAUAGAGCAAAAACAAGUAUCGAGUUGAGCUGCGGAAGCUUCUUGGAGCCAUUUUUCUCUCCCAACGCAAAUGCAAACACCGGCGGAUGAACAGGUUUGACACGCGCCACAAUUCCACUCUGUAAAUGUUGCAGCUUGCUUGAAAAAUGGUCAACGGUACGCUGGGUGCCGCUCACACGUCGAUGUGCAACAAGAGCGACGACUUCAAGUACCCGCUGUACAGCACCGUUUUCAGCCUGGUCUUCGUCUUUGGAUUCCUCUUCAACCUGUUGGCCGUCUACAUUUUCGGCUGCACGUUAAAGACGAGGAACGAAACCACCACGUACAUGAUCAACCUGGUGGUGUCCGACUCGCUCUUCGUCCUCAGCCUGCCGUUUCGGAUCGUCUACUUCAUCAAGCGGGAAUGGAUGUUCGGCAGCGAGCUGUGCAAGAUUUCCGUGGCGCUUUUCUACACCAACAUGUACGGCAGCAUCCUCUUCCUCACCUGCAUCAGCAUCGACCGCUUUCUGGCCAUCGUGCACCCGUUUCGAUCGCAAAAAAUUCGGACCAAGCGCAACGCCAAACUGGCCUGCGUCACGGUGUGGGUGCUGGUUCUUUCCGGAAGCAUCCCAACCGGGUUCCUCCUGGACACCACCUCGGACAAAAACCUCAACGCUUCAUCAAACUACUGCUUUGAAAACUACUCCAGUAAGCAGUGGAAGUCUGAACUGUCCAAGGUGGUGAUGUUUAUCGAGACGGUGGGCUUCGUCAUCCCGCUGAUGGUCAACCUUUUCUGCUCCGGCAUGGUUCUACAGACUUUGAAGAAACCUCAGACCAUCAGCCGCGGCGGCAGCAUCAAUAAGACCAAAGUUUUGAGGAUGAUCGUGGUGCAUCUACUCAUCUUCUGCUUCUGUUUCAUCCCCUACAACGUAAAUCUCAUGUUCUACUCUCUAGUCCGGACCAAAGUCCUCAAAGGAUGCUACGCCGAACACGUGGUUCGAACCAUCUACCCCAUUUCUCUGUGCAUCGCCGUGACCAACUGCUGCUUCGAUCCCGUCAUUUAUUACUUCACUUCGGAGACCAUCCAGAGCUCCAUCAAACGCAAGUCCACCGUGUGGCACAACGGCGUCAAGCUUCUCGACAGGUUGCAGGGAGACAGCCCCAGAUCGACACACAGAACUCUGCCCUUGAGGCCUCUGAAAAGCAACCUGACGGAUACAGAAACUUUACAGUCUAAAAAGAAUGUCACGAUGUGAAGACUUGUGUUGGAGGAAAAAAAAAAAAAAAAGGACUCACAACUGAAAACAGGAACCAAAGAGUGUUUGAAUGGACACAAAUGUAUGGGAACUUGACACAAUACAGUCCCCGCCUUGUGCCAUUACGUAUUAGCGACUCUUCUUCAAAUGUCGAACUUUUCCUGCAUGCUAUUUUGUGUGUGUGCUGAAAGCAGUAUUAGAGCGCUUUCAAUGUACUUCCUUUCAACAGCUCUCAGGCACUUUACUGAGAAGUACGCCCUCAGAAAGAUUCAUUCUGAAAGUAAAUAAAGCAGUUAUGGGUUGAUUUUGUGACCAAA
Molecule: messenger RNA, 1760 nt
Organism: Syngnathus typhle (broad-nosed pipefish)
Lineage: Eukaryota; Metazoa; Chordata; Actinopteri; Syngnathiformes; Syngnathidae
Product: lysophosphatidic acid receptor 6-like
Exons: 1
Coding region: 355-1443 (362 amino acids)
Biological process (GO): phospholipase C-activating G protein-coupled receptor signaling pathway; positive regulation of Rho protein signal transduction
Cellular component (GO): membrane
Molecular function (GO): lysophosphatidic acid receptor activity
Source: RefSeq, a predicted model, not a curated record